AGGAAAUAUGAAUACCUUAUUGUUUUGUUUUCUUCUUACAGGAUUCAAUUAUGUCAUGUCCGAAGAACCCGUGGACUCUCAAUUAGAGGGUAGCUGGCUCGAAAGAAUAUCUAAAUUAGAAGUGAAAGUUGCCAUCAUUGAGAAUGAGAUUGAAAUGCGGGAUAGACUGAUAAAAGAUAUACUUGCUGAUCAAAUUGCUGGAAUGAAAGCAGCCAUGAGACAAAGGGUCAAUUCCACUGUUGCCUUUAGUUCAGAAGCUCCAGACCGUAGUAAAUACAGUACCGGGGAUACAAUUGUUUUCAAAAACGCUGUCUUAAAUGAAGGAAAUGUCUAUGACUCAUCCACAGGCGAGUUCAAUGCACCAGAAAACGGUCUUUACCAGUUUUCGGUACACGUAUGCAAUUCUGGUGGUGAUAAUGUUGCUUAUGCUAUCGUCCAUGACGAUGCUCUCAUAGCAUCAAGCGUUCAAUUCCAACAUUCUGGAAGCAGCUGUUCCUCAGUAAACGCCCUUCGUGUGGUUGAUAAAGGACAGAAAGUGUACGUGAAGUGUACUUUUCCAACAGUGAUGGAAGAAGAUGAGUGGCGAAGUGCAAUGUUCAUGGGAAUUUUGCUUCAUUCGUUUUACUAGAUAGAAAAAUCAUAAAUUAUAGACAAUGCUUUUGAAUGCAUAAUGUUGUGUUAUAGGCUUUUGUUUCGCAUUAAAAUAAUUUUAGACCAUAAUGUACUCGAUAAGUAAACCUACUAGUGACUUGAACUCGCUCUUUUUAAAGUUAUGUUUUG
Ruditapes philippinarum (Manila clam) is the source of this 780-nucleotide messenger RNA. Its product is annotated as heavy metal-binding protein HIP-like. Gene Ontology annotation, molecular function: protein binding. The coding region runs from base 8 to 628 and encodes 206 amino acids. The transcript is spliced from 2 exons. The record is from RefSeq and is a predicted model, not a curated record. Lineage: Eukaryota; Metazoa; Mollusca; Bivalvia; Venerida; Veneridae.